GUAUGGAACACGCCCUGCCUCGAGCUAAGUGUAGGCGGUGCACAUUUAAAACAACGUUGUAUUGCUCCGUUACCUCACACGAACGUGUACGCGUCCACGCUAACGGAAAAAGGACCACAUACUCCGAGUUGAAGGUGAGAGCCGGUAAAGAGGCGUUCAAGGCUCCGUAUAACUACUUCCGGGUUACGAGACUUCACAAUGAAAGUCUACACGUUUUAUGCGCAUAGUUAUCCUAAGCUCGUUCUUAUGUUCAACACUUUAUUUUGACGGCCUCUGUCUGACACGGAAGUGAGUCGCAGACAGAAAGGGGACGCUCUGCGCUUUACGUCUGCAACUUGUCGGUACAUGUCCAGCUCGGUUGCUGAUCGCCGCCCAUUCAUGAAUGAAGUUCAAAAGCCCUCAGCGGGCUGACGGUGCGGCGCCCGUCCACAAACCCACCGGAGCUGAGCAUCUGAUGGCCGGAACCGAGCUGCGGCCGGACAAUACAUGUUUACGGAACUUCAAGAAGUUACCGCUGUGGAUCAUAGAGUACGUCUGGGCUCACAAGACGAUGGACAUACAGGAAGUGGUGGACCCGUCCAAUUGGCCGGAGGGGGACUCCCAGCCCCUGAGCCUCAAAGACUCGUGGAGGCUGCGCGUGGCCUCUGCCGAGGUCUAUUCCAUCGUGAAGAACAGGGACGUGGAGCGCUUUGAGAGAGUGAUGAGCUUUCUGGAAGCCACUUACAGCCUGCUACCCAGACUGGUGGCUCCCAUCAAGCACAUGAAGAUCAUGUUUGGCCUGAAGACCAUGGUCAUUAUGAGGAUGCUCGGGGAGGGCCGAGGAAUCGUUGAUACAGUGUUAAAAACCAGCCAGUUCUUCCCACGUAGACUCCCUCAAUAUCAAGGUCAAUGUAGCCAACAUGCAAUGUUCCUCAUGAGGAAGAACCAUCUGGACUUCAAGGUUCUGGCACAAGCACUUGCUAUGGACAAGAACAAACUGGAAGAUUAUAUUAAGAAUCAGAUGGAGGAGCAGUAUGGUGAACACUAUGCCCAGAAAGUAGAGGACCGACUGCUGCACUAUCUACAGGAGUUGGAGACCGCGCUCCCAGUAGAUACCUACAUUGACACGAUACUGAAGAAAGAAAGCCCCGUGACUGAGGAGGAGAAGCUGCUGCUGGAAGUAAUUGCCUCCGACUCCGCCGACAUAGCGACCACUCUGAAGAACCUGCUGCAGUGUGAUGCUGCUUCCUGUCGUCCGGGCGGCGUUUCUGAGUCAUCAGCACAUCGAAGGAAUGGAUUGGAGAGCUCUCCACUCUCAAAGGCUCUCCUCAACUCAAUGGAAGCCCAGGCUCCCCUUCAGCUUCAGCCGAAGGCUUUUCGGGGAGGAAUGGAGGCUGAGCAAGAUGUGCCCAAAGACCGGCUCCUGCUGUUGGAGAAUGACAAUGUUUCAAAAACAGAGGAGGAUGUUGAGGUGGUCAGCAGGUCGGAGGAAGACAGCAGUGACGAGGAGAAGAAAGGAAUCAGUCCGAGGAGCAGGGGAGGUGUUAAGGAGGCCCCCACCUCCCCUCAGUUCUGCUCCAAGCACCAACGAUGGGUGAGGAGCAUCCUGCAGGAGUGUCCCGACGAGUGCUCGGAGGAGCUGCUGCUUCAGGCCAAUGUUUCUUCAUCCCCCCCGCUGUUCCAGUCCUCCUCAUCCACCACUUCAUCGCAGGACCUCACGCCCUCUGGCAUCGUCCUAUGCCCCCCUGACCAACAACAUCCACCUUCGCAGACCUCCACCCAUCUUCAGACAGCCGUCCAAGCAUCUGAGCAGGUGAACCCCGAAGACGAGCAGCGCUCCGGGUCACCUGGCUUAGCAAGUGAUGGGACUCAAAUGGAACCCGUACCACGGCCCUCUUCGUCCAGAGGCACGCAGCCCCCCAUCCUGUUGUCGCCGGUGGUCCGACUGAUAGACAUUGCCUCCGUCGGAGGGUCCUACCCUAUCUUUAAACCCCAUCGAGCGCCUCUAAAUGACUCCACCGUGUUGAGUAACAAACAGGUGGCUUCCGCUCCUAGUCCCCAGGUGCUAACCUCUCCACCCUGUCAUACCCCAUGGAGCAACGCCACACCUCUGGGAACAAUGAAAGACACUACAAUCGACCAACCAGAAAUGGUGGCAACGUGCAACGUGACAACGGCUCCUUUAUCUCAGGAUGGCUCUGCCAGCUGCCAACCACCAACCCAAAGAUCUUUUUCCAAACUUUCAAGAAAGUUCAGACGGGCCUGUGCUCCCACCAGACCUUCUCAGGCACUGGGCGGAUUCAGUCAAACACCUUUACCUGAGCAGUUCAUGAAGGCCCCAACAACCUUUUGUAGUCCCUUACCCGACUACAAUGUCUCUGGGCCUCCUACAGAAGAUGCUUCUACCUCUACUCCUCAAGGUGCACGACCUCAUCGUGAGUCAAAGACUCGGGGGCAUAGGAGGCCGUGCUCCACUGCUGUCCUCAAUGAUUGCCUGGCUGUCAGGUCUGAGACCAGCAGAGUCCGAAGAGCCAAGCUGAAGUUGUUGCGGCCAAGUCCGGCUUUGCUUCUGGAGUCCGAGCUGCUACAGCCCUACGUAAGUCUUUACAGACUAAGUGCUCAGGAGUGCUAUGGAGGUACUAAGCCGAGAUCCUCCACCAGUUGUGUGGAGGCUGUAGUACGAGCCAGCAAUGAUGACGAGAAGGAAGAUGCAGAUUUGUCUUUUGAUGUGAACACUCUUUACUCCGGUGACUCUUCCAGCAGUGACAGUGAGGACACGUUUCAUUGCGACCCCGAGUACAAACCUCGCUUUAGAAAGAAAAGACUUCUCUAAGAGGAGCACGGGAACUCGCACAGGGUCUGAAGGUGUGACGGCACUCUGGAGGCUCGGACACUCUGCACUGAUAAAUAUUUUAAUAUGAACAAUGAAGAAUGAUGCAUUUAACAUGGUUAUAGUAAAUACAUGCAUGUUGCUUCAUGACUAAAUAAAGCUGUUACAUGACA
Messenger RNA from Cyclopterus lumpus (lumpfish), 2982 nucleotides. RefSeq lists its product as uncharacterized. The transcript is spliced from 7 exons. Bases 383 to 2812 code for a protein of 809 amino acids. Gene Ontology annotation, biological process: telomere capping; regulation of telomere maintenance via telomere lengthening. Gene Ontology annotation, cellular component: shelterin complex. NCBI's taxonomy places the organism in Eukaryota, Metazoa, Chordata, Actinopteri, Perciformes, Cyclopteridae. The record is from RefSeq and is a predicted model, not a curated record. Gene Ontology annotation, molecular function: telomeric repeat DNA binding.